Messenger RNA from Microthlaspi erraticum, 1035 nucleotides. The record is from the annotation of a GenBank genome assembly. Lineage: Eukaryota; Viridiplantae; Streptophyta; Magnoliopsida; Brassicales; Brassicaceae.
AUGCAUUGCGGCGCGGUGGUUAACGGACGGAGACGCGAACUGAUUCUUCGUGUUGGCAGAAACUUCUCCGCCAGAUCCUUUUGCUCUUCUUCUUCGUCGUCUUCUCCAUUCUCUGAACAUGAUCGUUUCAUCAAGGAAAUUGCAAAAUCUCAGCCUCCUAAGCAUCUGAAUCAGCUGCUGAGCAUAUUCACAGCUAAAGGCAAAUCCGUAGUUUCUCCUGGUGCCAAGCAAGGUUUAGUGCCUCUCACUAUUCCAUUGGUGAGAAUCAGCCCAGGUUCUUCAAUUGCUCUACUACGGUGGCCAACAGCUCCUCCUAGUAUGGAGAUGCCUGUGGUGGAAGUUCAGAAACAUGGAGUUUGGUUUUUAGCCAGUAAUGUUGAUCAGUUCAUACACAGAAUAUUGCUGGAAGAAGAUGUUUCCAAAAGCGGAGAAUCCAGUCAAGAGAUCUUUGAUGCUGCAGGUGAAGCUGGGAAGAGACUUUACGGUAAAGGUGACUUUGAGAGGUCUGGACUGAAGGAUUUAGAUGUCUAUCUCUUAAGAAAGGUUGGGCUGUUUCCGGAUUCUCUAGAACGCAAAGUUAUUCGACAUAUUGAGAAUGGAGAUCAUGUUUCAGCUUUGGUGGCUGCCGAGUUUUAUACAAAGAGAGGAAACUUUCCUGGAUUUGCCCGGCCUUUUGCUUUCAACGCAAAGGUUUUGCUGAAACUUGGGCGUAGCUUAGAAGCGAAAGACGCAGCUAGAGGUGCACUGAAAUCUUCGUGGUGGACCUUAGGAUGCAAAUAUGAGGAAAUUGCUCGGAUAGCAGAGUGGGGAGAAGAAAAAAUUGCUCAGUAUAAAGAGAAAGUUACAGAAGAAGCACGAAAACGGGAUAUAGACAGAGGAAAGCCUAGGGCCCAGGCAGCAUUCGACGAAGCUGGAUACUUGCUGAAUCUAGCGUCGCUUGAAGGGACAUGGGACGAGUCACUGGAACGAGUAGCUCAAUGCUACAAAGAAGCUGGGCUCAACGACAUUGCCGAGUUUGUUCUGUACAGAGAUUGA